Molecule: messenger RNA, 2265 nt
Organism: Didymosphaeria variabile
Lineage: Eukaryota; Fungi; Ascomycota; Dothideomycetes; Pleosporales; Didymosphaeriaceae
Exons: 3
Coding region: 1-2265 (754 amino acids)
Molecular function (GO): nucleic acid binding; zinc ion binding
Source: RefSeq, a predicted model, not a curated record
AUGGGCCCCCGCAAAUCCAAAUAUAAACAUAUACCUUCCACCCGCCCUCCACCCACGUACGAGGACAGCUUCUCCGACGAAGAGUCGAUUCUCACCCCACCAAGCGACCCCGCGUUAUCUCAGCCACUUUCAGAGACGCCCAACGGCUUUAAAGAGUAUCCCACAUGCUUGAAGUGUGAUAUGCCAGGCCACUACAGCCGCGACUGUCACAAGCAGUCAGCUUCGUCAAAGCCAGAGGUCUACUGUAGCUUCUGCGGACAGCAAGGCGUCACUUCUAAGGACUGUUGCCUACGAAUGCCCCAGCUAAAGAUGAAGCGUAGGAGCAGGAAGAACAAGUCAAAGCGUCCUGCCGCUGUCGAUCUAACGCAAGACAAGAAGGUCGAGUCACUGGGUUCCGAGCAGAUCAAGACUGCCACUGCUGAGAAAGCCGCUACAAUCAACCCUGCCGUCUUCCGACCGUUGCGUCCAUCAGAUUUCCAUUACCAACCGUUCUAUCAAUCAGAUAACGGAAGCGAGCAAGCUAAUAUGAACGUCAACAACGGAGAAUCCUCGCUGACGCAGAAGACAGUUGAGACGGCCGUCAAACUUCGGGUUCCAGCCUUCCUCCAUGGACUCGUGGACUCGCCCAGCAGCCGAGACCCCAACAAGGCAACAAUGUCCAGCGACAAGCCUUCCUCUCAUACCGGUCACCUAGAAGUUCAGAAAGACCAAGACAAGUCGCCUGCAGACACCCACAAGGCGUUGUCGGACCACCUGCCGUGGGAGCUCACCUUAGCCGAGUGGAAGCGAAAAGAAAACGUGGCACGACUUCGCAAGCAGUCUGAGAAAAUGGGCUUCCAGUUCGCUGGUGAAGGUGCUGACAAUAUCGUUUCGAGCCCCACAACCAAUUCAACCGAUACGUCUAAGGCCACUGCUGCUUCCGAUACCUUCUCUCCUUCUGAAGGCUGGCCUGGGGGUCUCGAGCUACGCAAGGAUCACUUCCGCCGCCCUGUCGGGAAAGACGCCCUCCGUAGCAAGAAAUUCUUACAUCAAAUGCUCAACCUUGGCGAUGCUACGUCCGAAGCCGACGCCACGAUUCUUCCUGCUGACGAUGCUAUUGUUGAAGACAUAUCUUACGGGAAUGAGUACUAUUGCGGCCGUCAUCAACAUCGCGGGUCCCAGCCAUGCCCUGAUUGCCGCAAGCUAAUGGAGGCACGCAAGGCUGCGCUUGCCCAGCCUGAGGGCCUCGAAUCGCACAUGAAUCGCAAGGGUCACCGCAAGAUAAUGGAGGCACGCAAGGCUGCGCUUGCCCGGCCGAAUAUAACUUGGAACGGUGAACACUGGGCUACCACACCGUGGGGCGCUUAUGACUAUGCGCAGAACUUCAAUCAAGCUGGUCAUGAUGCUGGCAGCUCUAGUGACGUCGUCGGCAACCACAAAGACAACGUCAGCUCGAGUGACGAUGCAACUGCUGCCCACGAGACGGUUCGCAACUGGGCUUGUAGUGGCGAACAUUGGGGUAAUUGCUGUACUUCCGCUGGGGACAAGAAGUGUGAUCCCGGGGAGUGCGCAUGUUGUGCCAUCUCCCAACGUCCCUCAAAGCCCGAGCCAUUGCAAAACCCAAGCGCCGCCUCCGUCUCUACCGACAGCCAAGAUGACAUAUCCAAAUGUCAAACAUGGCCCGUUAUGGAUCCUCCUCCUGUCCCUUGGAGCCGCUUGCUUGACAACGAGCCUCCCCGGGUCCCUGUCCGUCAUGAUCUAGUCGUAACGUAUUGGAUCACCGUCGAGUCGGGGGAGCAGGAAAUGCAUAUCCCGAUCGAGCCUGAGCAAGUCGCUGGACCGGAGAAGGACAUCAUCAAUACCGGAAUGAAGGACGUCUGGCAGUGGGUUCAAGACAAGGGACUCGGGGACAAGGUCAGCUUGCAGGAUGCGUUUGACCUAGCGCACAAGAUGCACGGCGGGGCGACGAAAACUGGUGGAGGAGGCGACAAGAAACAUGACAGCGCUACACACUCCAACAAUGGCAAUCAAGCUAGUUGUGACCCUUGGGCGCAGGGACAGCGCUCGAACAACCCGUUCGGCGAAGUCAGCCCUCGCGCUUCUACCGAGAAGGAGGACUUCGCCAACCUUAUCUCGCACUGGGACGCUUAUAUUGAAAAGCAUGCUAGCGAUCGUUCGAUUACAAGUGCGAGUGCUGCAGAUGAUGGUGGUGGCAAAAAGGAUGAUGGCGGUGGUUGGGGUCCAGAUGGUGGUGGUUGGAGAGACGCUUCUGCUUGGGGCGCCUGA